Molecule: messenger RNA, 864 nt
Organism: Tachysurus vachellii
Lineage: Eukaryota; Metazoa; Chordata; Actinopteri; Siluriformes; Bagridae
Product: butyrophilin-like protein 1
Exons: 5
Coding region: 69-452 (127 amino acids)
Source: RefSeq, a predicted model, not a curated record
AACAGAUUCAUGAAGACAUCUGGGUUGGACAGAGAGACAGAAAAUGGACAGAAGAUGAGAGAAAGAAAAUGGAGAAAUCUGUUCUACUGACUGAUAAGUUUAAACUCAUUGCUCCCAGUGGAGAGUGGUAUAAUCCCUCUGCUGUCACUCUCUCAUGUCGUCUGUCUCCUGAAAUCAGUGCUGUUGACUUGGAGAUCCGGUGGUUUAAGGAGACAGACUGUGUUUGUGUUUAUAAGAACAGUAAGGUGACAGAGGGGAGAGGUUAUGAGGGCAGAGUGAGUCUGUUCACUCAGGAGCUGGAGAGAGGAAACGUCUCCUUACAGCUGAGAAACUGUACAGAGUCAGAUGAUGGAUAUUACCUCUGUCAGGUCACUGAUGGAGACAGAACAGAAGAGAUUACAGUAUAUAUGACUGUCCUGCGUUUGGGUCCGUUUUUAUCCCGCGUUCGCUGACAGAAGGAUUCCGCCAGACCAGGACCCAGCAGGACAGCUUCAGCCUGGACCGGCCGCUUGGGAGCAUUUAUUAUUUUUUUUUAUUGGAUUUUUUUUUCCCUGGACUUUGCGGGUUUUGGUGACAUCGGUCCGCAUUUUUUCGGUGGGGGACGCCGCUCCGCUCCACUUCCUGGUUGCGGGCCGUGUCACCAGCCCGAGUUUUGUUUUGUUUUUUCGGUGUCCUCUGACAUCGCCCCGCAUCUGUCCGGUGGGGGGCGUCGCUUCACAUCCGGUUUCCGUGGAGGACGCCGCCCCGCUUCCUGUCCGCGGGGGGUGUUGCAGGCCUGUGUUUUGCCCACUGGAGUUUUUUUCUGUUCUGUGGAGGUUUUGUUUUUUCCCUGCCCUCCCUCCCCUUUUCCUGGUUCUGAGAGGU